Messenger RNA from Didymodactylos carnosus, 381 nucleotides. NCBI's taxonomy places the organism in Eukaryota, Metazoa, Rotifera, Eurotatoria, Philodinida, Philodinidae. The record is from the annotation of a GenBank genome assembly.
AUGGGCGAUAAUUCACAAGAAAUAGUGACACUGGAAUAUAAUUUACCAACAGUUAUUAUUGAUGGUAAUAAUGGUGUUAAAAACGGUACUGUAGUCAAUGAUGAAUCUAAAACCGACUCACAUGAUGGUAAUGACAAUAGCAAUGUUAAUAGGGAAAAAACAUUCAAUGCUAAAGUUGGGGACUGUAAAAAUGGUUUGUCAUUAUCAAUGAGAGAAAAAUCAAUGAUAUCAUGUCCGCAUACUAGUACAAUUAUUAAUGUGUUAAAACAUGAAUCCGCUAGAAAGAAAGCUGGAAUAUAUUGUAAAUUUCAUACCCGGUGUCGUCAAUAUUUUAAAAUUGAUAUUAGUUCUGGGGUAGAAAAGAUUGGUUUUUCCUGUUAA